CAACUAUCCUGGCAACGAAGACAGCGAAAUAAUUUCAGGUUACAAUGGCAAAAACAGUUAUAUCUGCACUAUACCCACCACAGAUUGAUGUCACAAGAACACCUCUUGCAUAUGGAGACAGAGCAAUACCAAGAUUGAACAGAGAACUGAAUGAUGAUACACUUCUAACCAGGCAGAGGGCAGUGAGGUCACUAUGUGAUCACCUUCACGACCCUGAACAUAUUGCUGAGGCGCUUAGAGAAGGAAUACCAACUAGCUUGAAGAAACUUUUGAAAGACCCAGACAUAACGGUUCGACAAAAAGCAACAGAAUCUCUAUAUGUUAUAGCACAGCAUGCCAUAGGGAGAGAUGCCUUCCUGGAACAUGGUAUUAUUGUUCCUUUAUCAAAACUUUUUGAUGACAAAGAAGAUAUUGCCCGUAAAAAUGCCCACCUUGCAAUACAGAUGAUUUCAGAGACAACUAUAGGUGCGGAGGGGAUCGUAAAUGCCAAACUAGUCGCAAAACUUGUGGAUAAACUAAAAACUGAACAUGACGAGAUCAAAGAAUUAAUUCUUGAUACGCUUCAUUUUUGUAUGCGUGUAGACACUACCAAUGCUCUGAAUGCAAAUGCCAUGCAGGUUUAUACAGAUCUCCUGGCUCAUGAGUUGACUUCAGUGAGGGCAAAGACAGCAAGGGAUAUUAUGGACUUGAGUGUGCCACUGGCAGGAAAGGACUUUGCAGUAAAUGUUGGUACAGUAGAGAAACUGAUUGGUCUCCUUCAAGACUCCGACCCUGUAGUGAGAGCGAAUGCUGCUGGUGGUCUUAUGACUAUCACUAUAACAACAAAGGGGAAAUACACUGCAAUCAAUGGGGGUGCUAUUGAGCCUCUUGUCAAUCUGGUAGAUGAUCCAAACAGUGAAGUCAGGGCUAACUCAUUAAAGGCAUUGACAUGUUUAUCAGAGGCACCCGAAGGACGAGCCACUUUGUUAACACACGUAGAAAAAAUAAAAACACUAAUGCAUGAUCCUAUACCAGCUGUAGUGAAAGCAGCAACCAUUGCAGUCAAAGUUAUCACGUGGAAACCAUAGGACGUUAAAUACAACAACAGUGUAUAUACCAUUAUUUGAGAGGGGGAGGGGGGGGGGGUGAUAUUAAUAUGGUAUCAAGUAUGACUUCAACUUUUGUUAAAGACAAUAACAGUGUACAUAUUAUCAACUAUAACUUUCACUAGUUGAGUGACUUUUGCCUUGUCUCAAGGAUAUGUGGAUAUAUGGAUAUGAAAGGUUUAAAGCUAGUUCUUAUUUCUAUUAAACUGUUAAAAGGAUUUAAUCAGUCUAAACACAAAAUAUUUUAAUUGGGCUUUCAAAGCAAAACCAUUGUCAUUUUCUUGUAAAAUAUCAUUUUGUAAAAAGUUUCAGCCAGUUCAGUAUCAUCAGAUAGUUUCAGUAUUUUAUCUCUAAUGUUGGUUUAUUAUCCUUCACCUAGAUUCUGAAACAAAAGUUUUCUUGAAAAUAGAUAAAAAUCAUGAAACCAUAUUGUCGCUUCAAAGACAGAAAGCAUGUAUUUAUUAAUGAGUGUUCAUUUGUAAAUAUUGAUAUGGUAUUGGGACAAUAUAAAAGAUGGCAGCACAGUUA
Messenger RNA from Owenia fusiformis, 1613 nucleotides. NCBI's taxonomy places the organism in Eukaryota, Metazoa, Annelida, Polychaeta, Sabellida, Oweniidae. The record is from the annotation of a GenBank genome assembly.